This is a messenger RNA of Coprinopsis cinerea okayama7#130, 1059 nucleotides long. RefSeq lists its product as hypothetical. Bases 1 to 1059 code for a protein of 352 amino acids. The record is from RefSeq and is a predicted model, not a curated record. Lineage: Eukaryota; Fungi; Basidiomycota; Agaricomycetes; Agaricales; Psathyrellaceae. The transcript is spliced from 11 exons.
AUGUCGGAAAGUAUUUCGCUGGACAGCACUCUUGGUGCCCUUCAGAUAGGCUCUGUGGGCUCGGUGUACCUUUUCGGGAUCGUCACUUACCAGUGCUACGUUUAUUAUCAGAGUUUCAGGGAGGACAAGUGGCAGUUCAAGUGGCUGGUGGCUGCGAUUUGGGCACUGGAACUCGGUCAUACAAUCUGUGUUCUGUAUGAAGUGUACAGAACAACCAUCAUCUUCUAUGGACGACCGGAGAAGUUGGUCACUUUCCCGGUCUUGGGGGGCGCGACAUCCAUAGGAGGCACCAUCACCUUGUUGGCACACAGUUUCUUCUCCGUCCGCCUGUGGCGUGUACUACCCCGUCCGUGGGCAUACAUAGGAAUCUUCUGCAUUGGCGUCGCCUUUGUUAGAUUCGUUGGAAGCAUUUGCCUGGCCGUCAUCGCUGUAACCUCAGACCACAUUGCCACCUAUCGAGUCAAAUGGGAGUGGUUGAUCCUCUCGUUGCUUACUGUCGGAGCAGUCUUGGAUAUUAUUAUUGCGGCGUCGAUGCUAUGGUAUCUUAUUCGACAGCGAGGCAACGCUCUCAUCAAGCUAACGAGGAUGAUCGACCGUCUUGUUUCGUACACUGUCUGCACUGGCUUGUUGACUAGUCUCUGUGCAAUUGUGAUGGUGAUUGCUUUCCAAGCACUUCCGGGCACACUGGUCUGGCUGGCAAUCUAUAGCUGUUUAGCAAAACUCUACUCCAACAGCUUGCUCUCUGCGCUGAACGAGCGCAUCAAUCUACGAACGCACAUUGCCAACUCUGCCUCUUCUGUAGAGCGUCCCUCGAGGCAGAAUCGAAGUUCACGACGCGAUACUGUCGGUCCCCCGAGCAGGAUGGUUGUAUCAGUGGAAAUGAGGUCCACUGUUCAUCCCUCCCACGACGACCUUGGUCACGAAUCUGACUUGGUAUGUCUUGACUCUCUCGACGCUGUCCUUUUGCUCAACUUUACCUUCCUUCAGGAAAAGGAGCCGCAAAGCCCGUUCAGCGCGACUCCACUCAGGCCACCAAGCAGUCCCUACUCUGCUGCAUGA